UUUAAAAUAGUCAUAAUAGACCGUUCAAGAAAUGUGGUCAAUAAUAAUAAUCCUGCUAAUCUUCGUAUUGGUCCUACUGGCUUAUUUGGACACUCGGAAACCGAGAUUCUUUCCACCAGGUCCCGCCUGGUUUCCGAUUUUGGGAUGUGCGUUGAAAUUGCGAAAGCUGCACGUGGAGACGGGGACGUUAGCUGAGGCGACGCAAGCGUUGGCGACAAAGUACGGCCCGGUGGUUGGGGCGCGAGUGGGUCGAGAACGUGUCGUUUUCAUCUGCGGAGCGAAGGCGAUCCACGAGCUACUUUCCAGAGAUGAGCUCAACGGUAGACCGGACAAUGUAGCUACCACGAGUAGAACUGGUGGAGAACGCAGAGGUAUGAUCUUUACAGACUCCGAAUUUUGGCAAGAGCAAAAGAAGUUCGUGAUUCGACACUUUAAGGAGACUAGUUUUCGAAAGGAGGCCAUGUGGGAGAUGCUCGAGGAAGAGGUGAGAUCUAUCAUUGGUGACGUUAAGAGAGCAAUCGAAAAGAACCCCGCGGUCGACUUGCACAGAUUCUUCCGGAUCCAUGUGUUGAACGCGUUUUGUUUCCUAAUAACAGGCCAGACAAGCAACCACCACGAGUUGAUUGAAUUGGAAGCCGCCAUUGCGCAUCUUGCUCAGAGUGUUCCUAUGGCCGGUCCGGUAUUCGGCAAGUUUCCGUUUUUAAGAUACAUCUGCCCCGAAUAUUGUGGAUAUAACAAGUAUGUAGCCAUUCAUGAAAAAAUAUUGGCGUUCUUCCACAAAAAGGUAAAGGUUCUCAAGGAUGCUUCCAACAGUGGUCUUAUUCCCUCAUAUUUGGACAAACUAAAUUCUGGCCAAAGCGGUGAAAGCUUCUCUGAAGGCCAACUGCUAGCCCUUUGCCUAGACCUACUGGUUGCCGGAUACGACUCCAUUACUAACACUCUAAAGUUUGCCUUCUUGUAUCUCAUACUACAUCCAGAUAUUCAGAAGAAAGCGCAAGAGGAAAUCGACACCGUUCUUCAGGGGAGACCACCUACUCCAGAGGAUAGACCGCACUUACCGUACGUCGAGUGCAUAUCUUUGGAAUCCAUACGGAUGUUCACAGGCAGAUCUUUCUUUGUACCUCGCAGGGCGACCAAGGAUACGCAAUUUAACGGCUACUUCAUUAGGAAGAACACCACCUUAAUUGGAAACUUCCGAGAUUUGCUCAUGGAUGAAGCUGCCGGUUGGCACAAUCCGGAGGACUUCGAUCCCGACCGUUUCAUUCGAGACGGUAGACUGAAAAUUCCGAUCAAUUUCCUUCCGUUUGCCUGGGGCAAGAGAAGAUGCGUAGGAGAGAUGUUUACUCGCGCAAAUGUUUUUCUCGUAGUCGCCGGUCUUCUUCAAGCGUUUAACUUCGAGACAGUGCCCGGGAAUCCUGUAACGGUAGAAACUGUCGAAAACUUCACGCCGACAGUCAAUCAUUAUAAGACAUACGUUACAUUGAGAUAAAACCACUUCAGUGGCCACUUGGUGCACAGGAGACUAUCAAACAGUUAUUUUUUGUCAUUAAAUACUACAACCAA
Photinus pyralis (common eastern firefly) is the source of this 1563-nucleotide messenger RNA. RefSeq names its product probable cytochrome P450 303a1. Gene Ontology annotation, molecular function: iron ion binding; heme binding; oxidoreductase activity, acting on paired donors, with incorporation or reduction of molecular oxygen, reduced flavin or flavoprotein as one donor, and incorporation of one atom of oxygen. The transcript has 3 exons. The record is from RefSeq and is a predicted model, not a curated record. Gene Ontology annotation, biological process: xenobiotic metabolic process. Bases 32 to 1489 code for a protein of 485 amino acids. Lineage: Eukaryota; Metazoa; Arthropoda; Insecta; Coleoptera; Lampyridae. Gene Ontology annotation, cellular component: intracellular membrane-bounded organelle; cytoplasm.